This is a messenger RNA of Sycon ciliatum, 540 nucleotides long. Its product is annotated as group XIIA secretory phospholipase A2-like. Bases 1 to 540 code for a protein of 179 amino acids. Gene Ontology annotation, biological process: arachidonate secretion; lipid catabolic process; phospholipid metabolic process. The record is from RefSeq and is a predicted model, not a curated record. Gene Ontology annotation, cellular component: extracellular region. Lineage: Eukaryota; Metazoa; Porifera; Calcarea; Leucosolenida; Sycettidae. The transcript has a single exon. Gene Ontology annotation, molecular function: calcium ion binding; A2-type glycerophospholipase activity.
AUGGCCACGUGCUGUCUAGUCACGUGGGUGCUGUUACUACUAGCGGUCGCACCGUAUUGUGUAUGUGAGGGAGAUGAAGACCUGGGCGACUUAUCCGGCCUGCUAUCUCUGUUUGGCGGUGCCAUGGGAGGCGCAGGAGGAAGUGGGUGUACGCACUCGUGUCCCAACGGCCAUUCUCCGGUCGAACGGGCAGGCCACACGCCGCGUCACAACGGCUGCGGCACGGACUUCUUUCGCGUGGACGUCAGCGAGUACCCGGACUUUGAGAAGUGCUGCAACAAGCAUGACAUCUGCUACGAUACCUGCGACGGUGGCUCGGCGUCGGGCCGGGGCGUGUGCGACAAGGACUUUGAGAAGUGCAUGAAGAAGACGUGCACGCGCUAUAAGAAAGCCGGUGUGUUGCGUGGAAAGGAAGUGUCCCAGUGCAAGUCGACGGCCGACAUGAUGUACGCCGGUGUGGUGGCGAUGGGCUGUGAUCCCUACCUCGAGUCCCAGCGUGAUGCGUGCGAAUGCAAGAGACCCAGCCUAGGUGGUCUGUAA